Molecule: messenger RNA, 2555 nt
Organism: Planococcus citri (citrus mealybug)
Lineage: Eukaryota; Metazoa; Arthropoda; Insecta; Hemiptera; Pseudococcidae
Product: neprilysin-11-like
Exons: 19
Coding region: 170-2431 (753 amino acids)
Biological process (GO): proteolysis
Cellular component (GO): plasma membrane
Molecular function (GO): metalloendopeptidase activity
Source: RefSeq, a predicted model, not a curated record
CAUUAACAUUAUUCAACGUUUUGUAAGAUGUUUUGUUCAUAAAUAAUAAUUUCUUCGGUGUAUAAUUCAAGUUAGAAAUUUGCUGUUUGUUUUAAUCGCUAAAGAAUGAUUUUUAAAGUUUAGCAACGGUUUCUUAAAAAAAGUUUUCUCCUCCGAAUUAUUAUUCAAAAUGAGAAGAUCAUAUUCCACCAGUUUCCUUCCUUUUACUUCAUUGGCAAUUUUAUUAAUUUUUUCGUUUGUAUGCUUGUUUUCAUCAGUAUCAGCUCAAAAUGCUGCGAAAAAAAUUUGUCAAACGAAAGAAUGCUUAUCUGCUGCACAAAAUUUAAAAGAAUCGAUCGACUUCAAAGCAGAUCCUUGCGAUAAUUUCUACAAGUACGCUUGUGGAAAUUGGCCAAAAGUUCAUAAAAAUCCAGCUAGUUUAAUUCCUGGAGGUACAAUACAAUUGCGAAAUGACGAAAAUACUGGAGAACUUUUCGAUUUUCUCAAACAGAACAAUAGCAAAGACGAACCAGAAGCUGUGCACAAAACUAGACAAUUAUACGCAUUAUGUUUGAAUAAAGCUGCUUACAGCAAUAAGCUAGAACCGCUUGAAACCAUGCUACAAAAACUCGGUCUGCCAGUACGUUCGUUCUUAUCUGGUGAAAUUAAAGAUUACGAUUACACCACAGCAUUAGCCAAAGCAGCGAAAUUUGCCGGAAUCAAGAUGUUCUUCGAUCUUUCAACUGGCUCAAACCCUUACAAUCAAACGGUGAAUAUGAUCGCAUUGGGAAAAGUAACUCCCUCGCCGGAAUUCGAUUCCACAAUUCUGCCUUUGACGAGCAACUUUAAUUCAGGCCGAACAAAACGAGCCUCAGAUAAAAUUUCUCCAGACCAAUAUAUGGCUCAAGUGAUGAGUAGAAUGUGCGAAGAGAGCGUCUCAUCUUCUUGUAUGCAAUGGGAUUCGCCUUAUAAUUUUGCCAGAGAUAUAAUGAUUGGAAAAAUUUUGAAUCAAAGUCAAGAACUCGCGCAGCUCGGUUUAAAACCAACUUCUGCACUCAAUUCUUCACUUUUACCAGUCAUAUACACCUUGAAAGAACUGCAAGAGCUAACAGACAGCAUUGCAAUUGAAGUAAAAACAACAAUCCCCAAGUUAAACUGGACGAGAUACAUAGAAGAAAUGUUUACUGGUGUGGAUAACGUGAAUUUGGAUCUCAGAGACCCGACCAAAGUUCAAAUUGCUAUUCAAAGUUUGGAUUACAUCAAAGAAGUAACAAAAUUUAUCUACCAAAGAGAAAAAGUGAAACUAAUUGAGCUUGGAAUUUGGUGGGAAGUCGUAUCCAAUCUUUUACCUUACAUUGAUUUGAAAACUUUCGACGCUAAAAAUAAACUAGAAAAUUAUGGACCUUCUCCAACUAGAGAAGAACGUUGUGCUGACAUAACCAAAUAUUCAUUCGGUAUGGCAAUUAGCUAUGGAUAUGCCACGAAGGAAAAAUACAUCAAAGCCAAGACCGACAUUCGUAAAAUGUACGAGCACAUUCGAGACAGUUUGAAACAAAUAAUUCAGCAAGUACCUUGGAUGGAUGAAACAACCAGGCAAAGAGCAUUGAAAAAAUUACAGUCAGUAAAAUCCAACAUUGUAUAUCCGAGCUCAAUCAAGACAACAAACAAACUGAACGAAUUCUAUCAAGAUGUGAAAAUAUCUAAAAACUUCUACGAUACGAUGAUAACAAAAAUUCAGAAUCAAGUAAAAAAAUCAUUGAGCAAGCUGAAUCGAACAAAUGAUCAAAACGAAGACGAUUGGAUUAUAACUCCCAGCCUCGUCAAUGCUGUUUACCAACCUGAAAAAAAUACUAUAAUCAUUCCAGCUGGUAUACUUGGAUUAUCAAUUUAUAACCAUAGCUUAAGAGCAUUGGAUUAUGGAGGAAUAGGUUCGAUCGUAGGACACGAAUUAACUCACGCAUUUGACAACACUGGACGACGUUACAAUGAAAUAGGAAACAUCGAAGACUGGUGGCAACCUCAAACGUUGAAUGCGUACAGGGAGAAGGGUAAAUGUUUCGUUGAAGCUUAUAGCAAUUACAGUAUAACCUUCGGUGGUGUAACUCAAAUGGGUGAUAGCAAAGUAACGUUGGGAGAAGAUAUCUCGGAUAGUGGUGGAUUCAAGGAAUCACUUUUCGCCUACAAAAACUGUGUAUCAGAAUUUGGAGAAGAACAAACUCUUCCACAGUUUGAGAACUUCACUCAUGAACAACUCCUCACAAUAGCAUUUGCCAAUGUGUGGUGUGAAAGUCCAACCAUACUUUCUCCUUUGGUAGCCGAAUUCAAUGAGCAUAGCCCGAAUGGAGUUCGUGUAAAUGGAGUUCUCCAAAAUUCCAAAGAGUUCGCAGAGAUUUGGAAAUGCCCGAAAGGAAGCAAAAUGAACCCGAAUAGCGAAAAAUGUUCUAUUUGGUGAUUUUUCAAAUUAAUUUUCAAUCACCGAAAUACACCAGAUAAUGAUCGGAAUUUUUAAAUUAUGUAUUUCGCACAAUACUGUAAUCGAUAUUAGAAAAUAAAUAGGUAAUGUACAUACUAGAAAA